Molecule: messenger RNA, 6993 nt
Organism: Cryptosporidium ubiquitum
Lineage: Eukaryota; Apicomplexa; Conoidasida; Eucoccidiorida; Cryptosporidiidae
Product: ankyrin-related protein
Exons: 1
Coding region: 1-6993 (2330 amino acids)
Molecular function (GO): protein binding
Source: RefSeq, a predicted model, not a curated record
AUGAAGAAUUUUCCAUAUUUGAUUGUUUUAUUGGUUUUUGAGACAUUGGUAUGCAUAAAAGCCGAAACAAUAUUUCCGAUUGGAUGCCCAUUAAACGGUGUUUCAGGCUCAUUUGUAAAUGUAAUUAAAAAAGAUAACUGUGAGUGUGAGAAGGAAGUUGCUGAUACUGAGGAUUGUUUGGAUUUAUUAGAUGAAUUUCACGAAAGUAUCAGAUUACAGGAUCUGGAGGCAAUCACUAUCAUGCUUAAUAAAUUAUGUGUUAACAACUUAAAUACAGUAUCUAAUUCAACAGGAGAAACUGCUUUGCUAAUUUCAUCUAAGCAAAAUGGGUAUAUCUCUUAUACGAUCUCACUGUAUUUGAUUGAACAUGGGGCAGAUGUUAACAUGGUAGGCAUGAAUGGAGUCAGUCCAUUAAUUAAUGCCGUAAAAAGAAGCAACUUACCACUAGUAGCACUACUAUUACUUAAUGGAGCCAAUAUAGAUUACUCAGACAACCGGGACUUAUCUCCACUAUUCCAUAGUGUUAUUUCAAGAAAUUUGAAAAUGACUCACUUUUUGUUGCUUUGUGGAUCUAACCCAAAUAUCCCCGACAGAAAUGGUUUGACCCCAUUUUAUUUCUUGCUUAAAGAUGGAAUGUCAACAAAUACCGAAGAAUUCUUAGAGCUUCUUUUAGACUAUAGAGCAUCCAUAACUGAUUUAACUCUUGACGGUAAGGAUGCAAUUUCAUUUAUGAUUGAAUCUGGAGACAAACAAUUAAUGAAUAAGUUGAUUAAUCAUUCUUCAUUUUCCAAGUACAUUCUAAAGAAUAAUAUUGAAGAAGAAUAUAUUUCUGGUAAUGGAAAGUUACCUGCUAAUUCAACUCUUACGGAAAUUAACCGAAAAUUGGCGAAUGCAAGGGACAAAAUCCUUCGUAUUAUUACUGCGAUUAAAAGAGGUUUUGACAGAAAGGUUAUCUUUUCUCUGUUACUUCCUGAGCUUAAAACACGUAACAAGGAUAUAUGUAUUGUUAGGGACAAUGAAGGUCGAAAUUUGCUGUGGUGGAUGACUAAUAUAGGGGAUGAGGAGCUCAUCAAACUUUUGGUAAAUUUCUACAAGAUCCAAACUAGUAGUGGGAUUUUAGAUUUCGAGCUUUGUGAGCUCCAUGAACCUGAUAUAUAUGGAAAUCUUCCUAUUGGUCAUCUUAUCUAUAACAUUGAUUAUGAACAAGAGAAGAUUAUAAAAGACAGUAAAGAAAUGAAAAAAGAACAGUCAUUUUUUUCUAAGCAACCAACAAUAAACACUAGAAGGCCAUUUAAAGUUUCUGACAGCUUAGAACAGAUUAAUGAUUUCAAGCUUCUCAGUAGCAAUGAAAAUAAGUUAGCGAAAUUUCAAAUCUUAGAGGAAAUGCUUAUGUUUCAGAAUCCCAAAACCAAUACAACUCUUUGGUACGAACUUGUAAUGAGCUCGAGCAAUGAUAUUACUGGUGAACAAAAAAUUAUCGAGUACCUCUCAUCUCCAGCUAUAGAUUUUUACGUCAACUCAUUUAUUGUGAGAUGUUUUUGCAAACCUUUGAAAAGAUAUUCAAUUCCUACACCAAGAUCGAUACCUAUUAUUGGUACCCUAGAAUACGAUAAUUCAAUUUCAAUAUUGUCAUUAUUACUACUAUUAAAUAAGAAUUAUACAUCAAAGGUUGUAUUACAGUCUGUGUUAAGAGAGGCAAUGCUACAAAGCUUUUGGUGCAUUCAUGCAUUGCAACAUGCUCUUAUUACCGCAACCAUUUUGGGAAAGGAUGAUAUUAUUCGGGAUAUACUUUUGGGAAGAGUUCAAACACUAUCUGAAGUACUUUCUAGUUUUGACUAUUCUUCAGAAAUGAGUAUUAAAGUUGCUUCUAGAUUAUUAGGUUCAUUACCUCCAGAAUUCCCAAAUUUGGAUGAUUUAAUGGCAAUUCCUGUUACUUUUUUGGUCAGAUUUAUUAUUCUUUCAAAUGGUAUUGAAGGAGCAAAUAAAGGCAUUAAGUCCAAUUUAGAGGUAGACUUAGAUGAGAAUGAGCUAGAUAAUUUGGACAAAAUGAAUAAUAUUGAACAUAAUAAGAUUUUUCAGUACAUUAUUGAAAAAGAUACAAAUAAUAAUGAUCAAGAAAGAGAUCAAAACCUAUCAGAAAAGCAAGAAAAUACCACUUUCAUAAAUCAAAUGAACUAUAAAGGUUCUAUGGAAAAUUAUUACAUAAAUCCAGAAAUUCGACAUGACUUUUUUUUGCAGUAUCAGUUUGACUUUACUGAAAGUAAUAAGGCUAUUGAAAAACAAGAGAAAUUGGAUGAGCAAAGAGAAUUCGAGGAACAAAUGAAGUAUGUGAGAAGUGAAAUUAGAAGAGGAUAUUUUGAAGAGGAUGAUCAAAUAUUUCAAAAUGAUACAAGUAGUGAUUAUGAAUCGAUUUUUAGUAAUUUUGAUGCCAUUUUUUCUCAAAAAACUAAGUUGUUUAAUAAUUAUACUGAAAAAAAUGACGAUAUAAUCAAUCCGUCAAGUAGUAAAGCUGGAACUCGAAAAACUGAUUCCAUAGCAGGAGCUUUAAAUCUGCUCAAACAGCUUUUGUCUCCAGAAAUGACAAAAUUUGUACGCUCCAGCACUUUUGAGUAUAUUAUUAAACUACUGCAAAACUCUACUUGUAACUAUCCAAGAAAUAGUGAAGCUGAACUUUUAUUGGAAGAAAAUGAAGGUUUGUCAGAAAUGAAGGCUUUUACAAAAUUUAAAAAAAGAUUAGAAAACCUAAAUUAUCAGGAUAUGAACAUAAAUACUCAAAGUAACCACUUAAAUGAGAAGAUACAAGGAAUUCUUGAUGAUUUUGAUUACUUUGGCCAAGAUGAUAUGGAAGCCACUUCUUCGCAUGAUAAUGGGAUUGAUUCAUUGUAUAAAAGUAUGGAUAAAAAGAUGGUUCGUAGAAAAUAUUUAGGUAAUUGCUUGGUAGAACUACCAAGCAUUUGUAAUCUUGUGCUAACAAAGGAGAUAUUAUGGGUACCGAUGAUCUUAGGUCAAAAUCAAGAAUACGAUUUAGACCCAUCCACUACAUUGUUGAUAGAUUCCCAAUGUAUGGAUGAUAAAAAUGACUGUUUUAUACCAAGUUUAAACAGUGAAUACCAAAAUGUACAUCUUGGAUAUAUUCCUAAAAUACCACAUAAGGCUAAUAUUACUGAUUUGGGUUCUUUGAUAAGUAGAAAUGAGUUUUAUGGUAUGAUAAAAAAGCAUUCAAUCUGUGAUAAAUCGAGCUCUUAUACUACUUUUGAAGAAUUGUUGGCUAAGAAAGCAACAAUUAUUACUUUAUUGAAUACAAGCCCUCAUAAUCAUAUUAUCCCAUCAGCUAUUUGGGUUUAUUCCGCGAUUUUAUUGACAUCCUUAAUAUAUAUAUUACUUUGGGCAACUGUUUCUUAUUUCAAAGUAUUAUAUAUAGAAAACAUGAUCAAUGGAUGGAGCAAAGAAAAAAUCAGGAAAAGAUUGGAUUCAAUGAAAAGAUCAAAGAGGAUGAAAAAAAAGCAAAAGAAGAGAGAAAACAAAAGAAAACCAUUUGAAAAAAGUAAUGAAAACAAAAAUUUUGCCAUUGAAUCAAAAUCAAAAAUCCAAAUAUUCACAAAGAACAUGCUAAGGUAUAUAAGGAAGGGAUUAUUGAAUACAUUACCAUAUUCAGUUUUCAGAUUGAGAGAUUUUGCUGAGAUUUUCCCAUUAUCUGGGUCUGGGAAAGUUCUAGAUUCAGUAUUAUUAGCUUUAUCUCUUAUUUUUACAUCACCUUGGUAUGUUUAUAAAGAUCAUUCUUCAAAAGAAAAUUUGAAGGAUAAAAGAUCUCUAAAUACCAUAAGAACUACAAGGAGCAAUUUUUUGAAUGCUCCAAUUAACUAUUUCAGACAAAUCAGCUCUCAAGAAAGUACAAAUGUUCAGUUUUUCAUCAAAUAUUUAUUCUUUAUGCUGCAAAUUAUUUCCCUAAUUUACUUAUUCGGAAUACUUUUUCUAAUAAGUGAGUACGAUUAUAUAUUCUUCUUAACAGGAUUAAUCAUUACAGCCACACUCUGUUCAAGUGUAAGAAUAUACUACACACAUAAUUUCGUCUCCAGUUACUGUAACAAAUAUUUUUGUGGAUUCUCAAAAGAAUAUUACUUAUAUAAUUAUUACUAUUACAAAAAAUCUGUGGAAAAUAGGAAAAACAUCAGAAAUAUAUAUUCAAACCUUUUAAAAAGUGCAAUAAACUCAAACAACCUAAUUCAUAGUAACCAAAUCGGGCAAAACAAUAAUGACAAUGAUUUUGAAUAUGACAAUACCAUCAAUAAACAUUCCAAUAAUGAAGUUGGUAUUAACAGUGAAGUACUAAUUUACAAUAACCAAAUAAAAAUUUCUUCAAAUAUAAUUUCACCAAAAAAAUAUUCAAGUCCAAAAUCUCAUACAAAAAACAACAAACUUUAUAUGGACAUAAUACCGGAGUUGCAUGCACAAGAGCAUCAGAGUUCUGGCGGGAAUUUAAAACCACAUCUUAAUAAGGGUUUAUCGAAAUCAAGUUAUACAGCUCUUAAUUACUACAACAGUUUAGGAGGGGUUAAUCAUAUUCACAACAAUAAUGAUGCAAAUAAUUCUUCAGUUAUUUCUCAACUAGAUUCUUCAACAUCUAAUAUUUCGUCACCAAAUACUACAUGGCUUAACAUGUUGGGGAUCUCAUCCUCAAACGUGACAAAUAUUGAUUCAAUAACAUAUUCUCCUUUAAAUUCAUCUUCAUCAAAUUCAUUGAUAAAUUUCAAAAAUAGCUUAGCUUAUGAUGAAAACAUAAUCUCAGAUUUUUUUUUUGAGGAUUCAAAAUCUACUGAUUCAAUUUCAGAAAUAUUUAAGGAAGAAGAUUAUAUACAUUUUGGUAGAAGAAAAAGAUCAAAUCAAGAUUACUCAAAGGUAAAAAAAGUUAAAGAGAUGAAAAAGAGUUCAAUUAAAAAUAAAAAAUAUAUGAACUUGCGUAAUAUAUUAUCAAUUCAUUCAGGUGUUUUAACUGAUGGUAAAUCUAACCAUAAAAGUUUAAAAUCAACCUUGGAUCAAAGUUAUAGAUCUCCUUCUAUAUUUAAAACGGAUAAGAUUGAUGUUAAUACUGAUUUGAAUGGUUCAAAAUUUUCAUCGGCAGAUUUUUCAAAGCCAUCCCUUGGAAUAACAGAUGAUAAGUUUUACUCAUUUUUGAAUGGUCCAGCAAUUAGAAUCAAUCAAAACACCUUAACAAACAAACGUUUUAGAUCUGUUUUGUCUAAUUACACUAACAGGAUCAGAUUCUCAUGUAAAGUAAAUCAUAACAAGGAGGACACUAUAUCUAAUGAAUCAAACAUAUAUACAAAUGGCAAACGUCAAAAAAGAAUUCCUGGCAUUAGUAAUAACUUUAAUUAUUAUAAGAACUAUAACCAUAUCAAGAAACCUAUUAAAUUGAAAAAAUUUAAGAGUAUUAUUUCAAGUACAGAUGAUCAUUUAAGUUGUGAUAAUAUUAAGACUAAUAUUGGAAAUUUUGUAACUAAUAAUCAGAUUCAUAAACCAUUAUACCGUUUAGUGGAUGAAGUCAGUUAUAACACUCCACAUGAAUACUUUAAUGUUGUAAUUAUUUGCAAGUUAAUAAGCUGUAUGGUAGCUAUGUCAUCAAAUAUAUCAGUAACACUUUUUAAGAGCAACUCAUAUCUAAUAAGAGAUUCAACUUUGUAUUUUCUUCACAACAGAUCUCCAAUGACUGUUUACAUUAUUGAAUGUAUCUUUACAUAUUGGAUUUCAAACUUAAUUUUUGAGAUUUUAAAAGGAUUAAUUAUUCUUUUAUUUUUUGUGAAACAGAGAAAAAGACUUUGUGGUGUUUUGGUUCAACACAUUCCAACUCAGUUUAAGUACUCAAAUGUUCAAGAAUUUAUUCAAAUUGUUAGUUAUUGGAGAAGUGCAAUUCAACACAUCUUAUAUAAGAAUACAAAACUUUGGACAACUUUCUUGAAUUUUACUGUAUCUAUUAAUACUUUAAUUUUUUUUGGCAUCGGAAAAAUUAUGUUCUUUUUAAUAUAUAACAAAAAGAAUAAAAUCUUAAAUACUCAGGUUUUAGAUCUUUCAUCUUCCAUUAUAAUGGCUAAAAAAAACUCAGGUUUAAACCAAAAUCAAAAUACAUUAUGGUCUUUUGAUUCAAUAAGCAACUUUGCUUAUUCUUUUGACCAGGAUGUCUCAAAAUUAUUAUUCACAUCUUCAGCUCCCAUAAGAAAAGAAGGAAUCAGUACUAAUUUGUUAAAUGAACUAGAUUCAGGACUAACAGAAGAUCAUUAUAUGCAUAAAUUCUACAAAAGUAGGCCUGUUUCAGCAAAUAAUCAUCAAUUUAUGGAUUCUAUUUCAAAUAUUGAUAAUAUUUUAAAUUCUAAUAUUAAAGAUACCUAUAUAAUAAACCAAUAUGAUGAUUUAUCAAUGAUUGAUUUUAACAGUCAUUAUUAUACUAAUGGCAUGGAAGGUACCAGUAAUUUGAUUGAUAAUAUAAAUUUUAUUAGACCAAUACAUUCUACUAUAAACAAUCCAGUUAUUUCAUCUUCAUUAUUAACAUACUCAAAUGCAGCAAGCAUUUCAAGUAUUAAAACUACAGCGCUUUCUUUUAUGUUAAAUAUUCCUCAAUAUGCAGCUUCAUAUUUGUCAUAUCAAGGAUCAAUUUCUUCAUCUUCAGAAAAUAAUAUGGUGAAUACUUAUUCAAACUGUGAAACAAUUUUUUUAACAAUGGGAGUAGUUAUGUUUAUCUUUUCUUCAUACGUAAUAAGAUUGCUGUAUCAAAUAAACAGAUCAUCUGUGAGAACUCACUCUUGGCUACAAAAUAUUCUACAUAGAACUCCACCUGGAGCUGGAAUUUAUAUUGUAAUAGAGAAAGUUUUACUUGUAAUUAACUCAACACCUCCUGUUCUUAAAAUAUGCGGAUUUGAUAUAACAGAAAAGUUAUCCGGGUUCUUUCUUUAUAUUUUUACUCCAAUUGCAAUAUUAACUUUUUCUAGGUUUACAACCACUUGA